AUGAUUGACCAGUCAGAGCCACAAAUUUCAGCGGCAGAGCCCUCAGAAUCUGUCGGCGAUACAACACUAAUCCCGUUCCCAGGAAUCAGAGACGGUGUCCAAGUAUUUCUGGGAGGAUCCAAUGGAGUCGAAGCAUACCGAAUCUUCGGCGACUAUAAUUUGCGUACAUAUUCAAACGCAACGAACAAACGUCACUUCCUCAAUCUUGGUGCCUUUAGGAGAAAUAUUAAUAGACUCGGGCUCUGGUUUGAGCGUGUCUUGCGGCAACCGAUAUCGUUUUGGCCUUUGAGCCAGCCUCGGGAUCUUGAAAAUGUCCUGGGGGAUGGGUACAGCCGUUUCUUUUGGGAUUGUGUCUUACAGGAUUGUGGAAUGCAAAUGAGCUUCCAGAUUGAUGAUAGGCAUUUCGAAUCCAAUAAUAAAUCGACCAAGGCCGACGUGGCCUCGCUCCAGGCCACAAAAGGGGGUAUAGCUGAUACAGCUAAGGCUAGACCAAUACGCAGACUUCCACGCGUCGUCCUGUCUGUUGGACUGUAUUGGCUCUUAAUUUUAACCUGUUUAAUCCCCGUCAUAGCUUUUAUUAGUCUAUGGUAUAGUUCUCGGUUUGUAACACGCCGUGAAAGCACUAGCGCGUCGCUGAAGCUAUCGGACGAAGCCAUAAACUCCAAGCCCUUCUCUUUUUCUCUCUAUGUUUACGUUAACGUUAUCGAGAGGCUUUAUAACAGAGUUAGUAUGGGAAUAUUGUGUCUUUUUGAUCCCUCAGAUCGAUAUAGUUGCCUGAGAUUCAGGUACCCUGUUGACCCGAAAAGUUUGAAGAAAAGUGUUUUACCCUUCACACUUGAGUUAUGUUCUCUCGUAGUGGAUGUGUUCUUAAUCUGUAUCACAAUUCCCUUACUCUUAAUUUCAUUUUACGGGGUGUUCCGGGAGAAUUGGAAUUUAUUGACUGGUAGGGCCGACGCAAUACCAGAUGUGGCGGGCGCUGGGGGUUUCGAUGACGACGUUGAUUGUGACUCUCCCAACAUCGACAUGGCGGUUGAGUGUAGUAAGAGAACCGCGGCUCCAGCAGGACAUCAAACCACGAAAACAGAGUCUCGCGGCCAAGAACCGCGUAAGUUCCGGCACGCUCGUCUUCGAAAAAAGUCCCGUGCUGCAAAGGAAGGCAAUAAUUCACUACCAGGCUCUAGAGCCCCUUCGACCAACACUGCGGCUGCGGAUCCGGUCCCGAAGCCGCCAACCAUCUCAGAUAAUUUUCAAAUAUUCUUCUGCGCUCGAGGAAGUGUAGGUGAUCGCGAUGUUGUUAAAGUCCUCAAAUUUUCAAAGUCACAAAAUGAUAGAGAUCUAUUUUCGGCCUUUCGCAAAUCUUACUCUGCUAUACGAGGGUGGAAACUUUGGUUUUCUUUUACUCAUAUCCAUGAUAUUCAGUACAUAAAGUUCAACCGUUAUUCAUCCAAACAAAUAUCUCGCGGCGAUGGCCUCUGCUACGUUGACACGACGAGACAAAGUCUUCCGGACAGACAAGAUAAGAACUAUGCAAUCCCACACCGAGAACCUCCAGUACCCAUCAUACGUCCCAUGUGUCGUCCAGAAAUCAUGGACCACUACGAUCACCCAGAUGAUUCCAUAAACGCUUCCAAUUGCAUCAAGUUCGCGAUGCCAAAAAGAGUUAACGAUCUACCGGCGGGAAGAUGUGAUGCAUGGGGUUUAUAUGCUGCAGAAGCAAUUUGCCCAACAAAGAUCCUUAUUUGGGCUCUUAUAGUUAAUAUAGUCCCUAUCUUUGCAUUUGCACCUUGGUGGUUGGUGAACCAUCCUGGUGAUUUGCAGAAUGCUUUUGUACCAUCUACGGUGAUUUCGGUCGCGUACUUUGGAACGGUUUCGGUUGACGUGGCUGCUAGAAUGGGGAAACGUUAUAACUACGAAUAA
Molecule: messenger RNA, 1917 nt
Organism: Orbilia oligospora ATCC 24927
Lineage: Eukaryota; Fungi; Ascomycota; Orbiliomycetes; Orbiliales; Orbiliaceae
Exons: 3
Coding region: 1-1917 (638 amino acids)
Source: RefSeq, a predicted model, not a curated record